This is a messenger RNA of Branchiostoma floridae (Florida lancelet), 2625 nucleotides long. RefSeq names its product H/ACA ribonucleoprotein complex subunit DKC1-like. Gene Ontology annotation, biological process: box H/ACA sno(s)RNA 3'-end processing; rRNA pseudouridine synthesis; mRNA pseudouridine synthesis. The record is from RefSeq and is a predicted model, not a curated record. Gene Ontology annotation, cellular component: box H/ACA snoRNP complex. Gene Ontology annotation, molecular function: RNA binding; pseudouridine synthase activity. NCBI's taxonomy places the organism in Eukaryota, Metazoa, Chordata, Leptocardii, Amphioxiformes, Branchiostomatidae. Bases 24 to 1688 code for a protein of 554 amino acids. The transcript has 15 exons.
UCCAGCUGUGUGCGUGUUUUUGUAUGAUACAGGAAGAAAGAGGACAGAGGUCAUGGCACAUGCGCAGUUCAUCCACAGGCAGCGUGCGUAGAAGCAAGAUGGCGGAACUCACAGGAUCUGCCAAGAAGAAGUCCAAGAAGGAGAAGAAGAAGUCUACAGAUGGAGCUGUGGAUAUUGGGGAAGCCCAGACAACGGAUGACUUUGUCAUCAAGCCAGACUCCAAACCUACAAAACUGAACACAGCAGACUGGCCCCUCCUUCUCAAGAACUAUGACAAGCUGAAUGUGAGGACAGGACACUACACUCCCAUCCCCAGUGGAUGUUCACCACUCAAGAGGCCUAUUGAGGAAUAUGUCAGGAGUGGUUUCAUUAACCUGGACAAACCAGCCAACCCGUCCUCCCACGAGGUGGUGGCGUGGAUCAGGCGCAUUCUCCGCGUAGAGAAGACGGGACACAGCGGGACGCUGGACCCCAAGGUCACGGGCUGCCUCAUCGUGUGUGUGGAGCGGGCAACCAGGCUGGUCAAGUCUCAGCAAGGGGCAGGGAAGGAGUACGUGUGUGUAGUGAGGCUCCACAGUGCUAUAGAUGGGCAGGAGGAGUUGGCACGGACUAUAGAGCACCUGACGGGAGCACUGUUCCAGCGCCCUCCCCUCAUCUCUGCUGUGAAGAGACAGCUGAGAAUCCGAACCAUCUACGAGAGUAAACUCAUCCAGUAUGAUCCCGAGUCCAGACUGGGUGUGUUCUGGGUGAGCUGUGAGGCAGGCACGUACAUCCGUACCCUGUGUGUACACGUGGGCCUGCUGCUGGGGGUGGGGGGGCAGAUGCAGGAGCUACGCAGGGUGCGCUCAGGAAUCAUGUCUGAAAAGGAGGGUAUGGUGACCAUGCAUGACGUACUGGACGCCCAGUGGAUGCAUGACAACCAGAAGGAUGAGUCUUACCUCCGCAGAGUCAUCCGUCCUCUCGAGGCGCUCCUCACGUCACACAAGAGGAUCGUGCUCAAGGACAGUGCUGUUAACGCGGUAUGUUACGGAGCAAAGAUCAUGCUGCCAGGAGUGCUGAGGUUCGAGGACGGCAUCGAGCAGAACGAAGAGAUUGUUGUCAUGACAACAAAGGGAGAAGCUGUCUGUCUAGGAAUCGCACUUAUGACCACUGCAACCAUGGCGACAUGUGACCAUGGGAUAGUGGCUAAGAUCAAGAGAGUCAUCAUGGAGAGGGAUACGUACCCUCGUAAGUGGGGGCUUGGACCAAAGGCAAGUCUAAAGAAGAAGCUGAUAAAGGAGGGUUUGCUGGAUAAGUAUGGCAAGGCUAACGAGAAGACUCCACAAGACUGGAAGUCGUCUUAUGUAGACUACAAUGUUGCUAAGGGCAACAAUGGUGCAGCAGUACCCCCAGCACAGGUCACCCCUGGCAAGUCACCUGAGGCUGAUGGAGCAGGGGCAAAGAGGAAGAGACUAGAGAGUAGCAGUGAUGACUCGUCUGAAGCCGGGUCCGCACCCACAACUCCUGUGGUCAAGGAAGCAGCAGCAGAGCCUGAGACUCCUACAUCUAGCAAGAAAGAGAAAAAGAAGAAGAAAAAGAAGCAAAAAGCCGAGGGAACAGACCCUGAGACCCCCAAGUCAGAGAAAAAGAAGAAGAAAAAGAAGGAAAAGAAAAAGAAGAAAGAAGAUAGUUCAGACGAUUCAGAUUAAGUUAAAGUUAUGGGUCCAUGGUAUUGUAAAACAAACAGACUUUUGUUUAGUUUUUUCAUUUUAGAAAUUACAUGUAUCAUUUGAUGUGAUAACUUUUGAUACUUGCCAAAUAUCUUCUUGCACUUAAGCAUCUAACUUUGUAAAGAGUUGAUGUAAGUUCAUUGAUACUGUCCUUGACUACCAAAGUAGUAAUUGGGUAUAAUUACAAAAGAAAAUAGUACUUUGUGCAACUGAUUCUGAAGGAAAUACAUGUCGAGAAAUGUACUGAAAAGAAGUAAGAUGUCCUCCAUUUAUGUUCUAACCGUUAGAACUUUGUUAUUUGGAGAAAAGUUUAAAAGUUUUUCAUUUGAAAAAGUAUUAAAGACAAUGUCGUUUUGCUUAUGGAUUUAUCAAAGAUUGUAUGUAAACAAGAGAGCAAACAAUCUGCACUAAAGAGGCAAGUGAAUGACAAAUGUAUCAUUGAUUGUUUUUGGUCUGUCUCUUGAUUGAAAAUCAUGUAACUAAGAAAAUCAAAGUGAUUAAAAGAGACCCUUGUAAGAAACCUCUGAGUAUUUCAUGUUAAGGUCGUCCAUGUUUCCUUUGUGACACUCGAAUGAUCUUCAAUAUCAUCUUUGUUCAGUUUUGUCCCUGUUCACAUGAAACUGGUGAAGUCUUUGAUCAAAGAUGAAGAAGUAUUGUACAGAGAAAUCAGUUUAAGUACUUGUAGUUAAUAGUUGUCUUUACUUUUACAAAUCAGCUUUCUUGUUGUAGUUUUGUAACCUAACAAAUCAGGCUGCUGUUUUUUGUAAUUUCUGUUUGUUUAUCAAUCAAUAUUUAGUAAGAUAGCUAUCUUUUUUUUUCUUUCCUAACCUGGCUGUAACAUUGUUACUAAAGAAGGUAAUGUUUAUUUGUAUGACACUUUCCAGAGGAGCUGGAAAAUAAACUGUGUAAAAGUGCA